Messenger RNA from Pipistrellus kuhlii (Kuhl's pipistrelle), 13763 nucleotides. RefSeq names its product dynein axonemal heavy chain 14 (gene DNAH14). NCBI's taxonomy places the organism in Eukaryota, Metazoa, Chordata, Mammalia, Chiroptera, Vespertilionidae. Gene Ontology annotation, cellular component: dynein complex. Bases 1 to 13761 code for a protein of 4586 amino acids. The transcript is spliced from 86 exons. Gene Ontology annotation, biological process: microtubule-based movement. The record is from RefSeq and is a predicted model, not a curated record. Gene Ontology annotation, molecular function: minus-end-directed microtubule motor activity; dynein intermediate chain binding; dynein light intermediate chain binding.
AUGGAUGGGUAUGUGAGAUUGAACGUGGACAGACGUAACAUAAGAUUUGUUAAGUUCGAAGAUCAGAAUUACCAAAGGGUCACACCCUCGCAGAAUCAACCAGCUCAAACGACAGAAGACGAAAUAUCGAAAUACAGACCGUAUACGGAAACCUUGAAGCCAGAAAAAACAGAAGUUUAUCAAGAUGAUUACCAUCCAGAUUACCUUCCAGAAAGAACUCAGCAAGUUGUGGCUCCAAAACCAGUUCCCCAGAAGCAGAAAGAGAAGCCCACGGGGAAAAAGGUUCAAACGUGUACUUACCUGAAGGCUAAGGAGAAGAGGCUCGUGUCCUACGACAGGACAGAACCGGAGGAUGAUGAUGUGGUUAGACACAUCGUCAGGCUGAGAAGCAAGCUGGGUUGGCCGACAAAGUUACCGAGCUAUAAACUGGAUCACAGUGACGCCAGAACGGCCGUUCAGAAGAAGCGUCUAAAGAGAACUCUAGAAGAUGAUGGCGAAUUUGUUUAUUGCCUCGCUCGGAGACACCCUCACACCUCCUACAACCCAUACGACCUUCAGGUGGUCUCUGCCCACAGAGCAAGGCAUUCCAAGGAAUUCUGGACGGUGACUGCGUCCUUUGUCUCAAAGGUUACCAAAACGGGUGCCGUAGAGGAAGUAGAACUCUCACCUACGAUGGAAUGGCUGUUAGAGAGAAGAUGUUUCUAUUCGCUGCAAAAAUUCAAGGUCAUUUCCAAUUUUCGAUUGAAUAAGGCCUUUGUUUUUUGGAAGUUGACCGUUAAAAGAAUGAAGACGGACAGAAGCAGGUCCAGUCUGUGCUCCCACCUCUUUUGGGCGGAUGAGUUGUUCCAAAGCUACUUGCUCUACGUAAAGGGACUUUGCGAAGAUGCUUUUAAUCAAGGCUAUGGUGAAUGUGAAGACAAUCCGUUGGGCAUCUGCCUUGUAAAGCUGGACAGGUCUCGGACGUACUCUCUCGAUGAAUUCUGUGAGGAGCAGUUACAGCAAGCUUCCUGCACAUUCCAAAAACUUGGGGCUAUCCGGGGAAAAGCCAUCGCAGAGAUGAAAAUCAUGCUUUUAAAGGUGGCGGAAAAGGAAGAGAUCAGAGAGUAUUUUGAGUCGAGCUUCUCUAAAGAUGCCAGAUCCCAUCUGAAGCUGCCUGUGUAUCGACGUUUGUUAAAGAAAAUCUUGAGGUUUCUCACACUGGUGGACUACAUAUUUCAGGAGCUGGUCCGCCAGCUGAUGAACACGGCGGUCACAUUGCUUUUGGAAUUAUUUACUAGUUCUGCUAGAAUGCCACUUUCCGUGGAAAAGAAGAAUGAAGACCUAAUCAGAACAUACAAGGACACCAUUGCUCUUACUGGAAAGUUAACCAGCGAUCAUGAAGAAUUUGCUACUAUUUCAAACUUAUAUGCUACUUCUGUCCCAAAGUCGGACUUACAAGCAGAAGCUGAUAUUGAUAAGGUUAUGAAUUCCAUUAAGCUGGACAAGGACUUGACCAAAUGUGCCCCGGUGUUUGAGGUGCACCUGCACCUGAGAGUCCCUUCCGAGAGCGACUCCUCCAGAACCUCGAGCGGGAGCUCCCAGGGGUCGGACCGGGGCUCCGAGAGGUCCGGGCUGGACGAGGAGGGGUCCGGAACCGAGGUCGGCAGCAUCGUCAAACCCUCGAGCGACGAGCUCCUCCUGGUGCAGCCGAAGCCCGCGGCUUUCCACCUGGAGGAGCUGCUGUCAGAUAUAGAAGCCAUGGCUGACUUUGAUAGUAAAAGCGAGGAUGAUUCGUUUUUAGAAUUCCCUACCAAUCUCUUGAUUGCUCCCAACCGACUGGACUUUUCAGUAAAAAUUCAAAAUAUGCUGGCUGAUAUUGAAAAGUGCAUAACCCAAAUUAUUCCUCUUGUUCAAGAUCCCCGGCUGUCUGACUUUACCGAUUCGGAUUUAUCGAAUGCAGAGCAAAGCAGAACAGACUCCAAGAAGCAAGCCAGGUGGCCAGAUUGUCAGACCCUGUUUGAAAUGGACCCUGUCUACCAAAACAAUAUCGUGUGCCUGCUGGCCGUGCUCGGCCGCGCCAUGACCCUGGUGAGCGGCCACAGCCGCCGCUUCGUGAAGUACUGCACGAUGGCGGAGCGGGCGCAGGCCACGGGCGCCUGGCUGGCGGCGGCGUGGGAGCCCACGGCGGCCCAGUUCCGCACGGUGCUCGGCCGCUUCCUGGGCUACCUGUGCGACGUGGCGGGCAUGGCCACCGAGCGGCGCCUGGGCGUCUUCCUGGUGCGGAGCGCCGGCCUGCAGGCCGAGUGCCUGCCGCCGCUGGAGCGCGUGCUGCGGGCCAGCCGGGCCCUGCUGCACGCCGUGGUGGAGCGCAAGAACGGGCACCUGCUGGAGGUGGUCGAGUCGUCGCUGAAGAAGCUGGAGGGCCGCCCCGUGGAGAUAGAAGAAUUCGUGGAGCACUUCACCUUCCUGGACGCCAUCUCCUCCAGGAUAGCGCAGCUGGAGAAGGAGUACUCGGCGGCCGCCCAGCUGCACUCCGUGCUGGCUCACUACCAGGUCCGCGUCCCCGAAGAGCUGGCCGCCGUCUACAAGGUGCUCCUCACCCGGUUUGGGCAGCUCAAGGGCGCCGUGAAGCUGAGCAAAGCCAACAAGGACGCAACCGUCGCCAAGUUCAGGGACAACCUGGAGAUCUAUGUCACGGGGCUGCGGGGCGAAGCCAGCGAGCUGAAGGCCAAGAUUUGGACGCCCGUCCUGUUGCACAUGGGGACGCCCGUGUCCGUGGCGCUGGACAUGAUCCAGGGCUUCUCGCAGGAGGCCUCGAGCCUCGCCAACAAAGUCCGGAUCUGCGCCAACUACCAGGAGUCCUUCGGCGAGUCCCACUCCCACAUGCACCCCCUGAACGUGGAGGAGAUCACGCAGAUGGCGGCCGCCGAGAUCUCCGACAUCGACUACGAGCUGACGCUGCGGAAGGUGCUGUGGGAGGCGCAGGAGGAGUGGCGGGCCCUCUUCCAGGAGUGGAAGGCCAGCACCCUGCGCGACAUCGACAUCGAGUCGGUGCAGACGCACGUGUCCAAGUGGAUGAACCUCAUGUUCAUCCUGGAGAAAGGCCUCCCCCAGAGCAACCUGGUGGCCUACCUCAAGCAGUCGGUGACCAGCUUCAAGCAGGAGCUUCCCGUCAUCAGUGCCCUGGGAAACCCCUGCCUCAAGCCCCGGCACUGGGAGGCAUUCCAGGAGAUCAUUGGGAAGUCCGUCCUUCUGGACAAGAACUGCACCAUCGAGAACCUUCUGGCGCUCAAGAUGUUCCAGUACGAGAGCGAGAUCAACGAGAUCGCCUCCGCGGCGAUGCACGAGGCCGCCCUGGAGAAGAUGCUGUUUAAGAUCAUCGACCUCUGGAGGACCACGCCGCUGCAUUUGGUCCCUCACCUCACGGAGACCGACUCGAUCCUCGUCAUCUCGUCCCUGGACGACCUGCUGGCGCAGCUGGAGGAGUCGCAGGCCAUGCUGGCCACCGUGAAGGGGUCCUCGUACAGCGAGCCCGUCAAGGGCCUUGUGGAUAAAUGGGAUGCGAACUUGACCCUCUUCUCGGACACCCUGGAGGAGUGGGUCAACUGCCAGCGGUCUUGGCUCUCCCUGGAGCCAGUCUUCAGUUCUUUGGAGGUAAAAAGGCAGCUUCCCAAGGAAUCUGAGCUCUUCAAUCAGGUGAUCGCCAGGUGGAAGGAGAUCAUGUCAAAGAUCCAGAACAAGCUGGACGCGCUGGGCGUCGCCACGUCCACGGGCAUGCUGGAGAUCCUUAAGAACUGCAAUGCCUCCCUCGAACACAUCAAGAAGGGCCUCGAGGACUACCUCGAUAUCAAAAGGAUGAUUUUCCCGAGGUUUUACUUCCUGAGCAACGAGGAGCUUCUCGCCAUUCUGGCCGGGAACAGCAACCCCGAGUCUGUGCAGCCUCACCUCGGGAAAUGCUUUGAGAACAUCAAGCACCUGGUGAUCUGGAAGCAGGAGAUCGGCCCUCCCACCGUGAUGAUGCUCAUCUCCGAGGAAGGGGAGGCGCUGGUGCUGCCCAAGAAAAUUCGUGUGAGAAAUGCUGUAGAACAGUGGCUGGAAAAUGUAGAGAAGAGCAUGUUUGAUGUGCUGAAAAAAUUUGUGAGGGAAGGCAUUGAAGACUGGAGCCACCAGCCGUUCUCCAUGUGGGUGGUGUCCCACCCCGGACAGGUGGUGCUCACCGUGAGCCAGAUCAUAUUUUACAACGAUUGCACCAGAAGCUUCGCGAGCUCUCAGCCGAGAGAAGAGCUGGAGGAAGUCCACGCCAGUCUGGUCCGGCACCUGGGGCAGAUCUCAGAGCUGGUGGUGCUGGACACGAGCAACGCUCGGACGAAAGCUGUGCUGGGGGCGCUGAUCACCCUCUACGUCCACUGCAAAGACAUCGUGCAGGAUUUACUGAAUAAAAGCGUCUUCAGCGAGGAGGAUUUUGAGUGGACAAGGCACCUGCAGUACAGGUGGAACGAGAAGCAGAUGCUGUGCUACGUGUUCCAGGGCGAGGCCCGGUUCGCCUACGGCUACGAGUACCUGGGCUGCACGCCGCGGCUGGUCGUCACGCCGCUCACCACCCGCUGCUGGCUCACGCUCACCGGGGCGCUGCACCUGCACCUGGGCGGCUGCCCCUCGGGGCCCGCGGGCACGGGCAAGACCGAGAGCAUCAAGAACCUGGCCAGGUCCUUAGGUAAACACUGCGUGGUCUUCAACUGCUUUGAGGAUCUGGAUUAUAAGAUAAUGGGGAAAUUCUUCUUGGGACUAGUCCAGUCGGGAGCGUGGUUUUGCUUCGAUGAAUUCAAUCAGAUCGACGUGGAAAUCCACUCAGUGAUUGGCUCCCUGAUCCAAACCAUUAAGGCGGCCAAAGACAGCUACUCCGUCAGGUUUGUCCUGGAAGGGAAAAAAGUCCGCAUCAACCUGUCCUGUGCGGUGUUCAUCACCAUGAACUUCGGGCACAAGGGCCACGUCGACCUCCCCAACACGCUGAAGUCCCUCUUCCGGCCGGUAGCCAUGGUGGUGCCCCACUCCCACAUGAUCGCCGAGACCAGCCUGCUGGCCGUCGGCUUCCAGGCGGCAAAGUCGCUCUCCAGGAAGCUGGUGACCCUGUACCAGCUGGCCAGCAAGCAGCUCUCCCAGCAGGAUCACUAUAACUUUGGCCUGAGGUCUCUGAAGACAAUUAUAAUAAUUGCGGGAAAGAAGAAGCAGAAGUUUAAAAGCGACACCAGGGAGAGCCUCUCCGAGGCCGAGGAGACGCUGAUCAUCAUCGAGGCCGUGCGAGAGGCCAGCCUGCCCAAGUGCACGGCCAACGACGUCCUCCCCUUCGAGAGCAUCAUCAGCGACACGUUCCCUGGAGCCACCGUGCCCAAGGCCAGCCAGGCGGCCCUGGAGAAAGUGGUCUUGAUUGCAACACAGCUGUUGGGCUUACAGCAAUGGCCAGCUCAGAAAGAGAAAAUCAUACAGUUCCACAACCAACUGCAGGCUUGUGUUGGUGUGAUGCUAGUGGGCCCCACAGGUGGAGGAAAGACGACCGUGAGGAGAAUUUUAGAGAGAGCAUUGAUGCUUUUACCGAUCCAAGAGUUAGUAUCCACUGAAACAAGAAUCUCUAUUUCACAGAUUCCAGGAAGAAAGGGAAAAGUGGACACUUGUGUUUUAAAUCCAAAGUGUAUCACCAUUGGGGAGCUAUUUGGACAGCUGGAUCCUAACACCAUGGAAUGGAGCGAUGGGUUAUUGUCAGCAACCAUUCGGAACUAUGUCUAUUCCAACAGUUUGAAACCUUCCAAGAAAGACGGUGAUCUCCCGCUAAAGUCAAGAAUCUCCGAUGUAUCUAACGUUUUCCAGCUCCACGCCGCUGCUAUCGCAGACGUGGACGCCACCAGGUUUAAGAAAGAGAUGGAGAAGGAGGUUCCAGUUACCGAAAGCGAGAAGUUCGACUGGCAGUGGGUUGUCCUGGACGGUCCCGUGGACGCCUUUUGGGUGGAGAGCCUGAACUCAAUGCUGGACAACACAAGGAUGCUGUGCCUCGCCAACAGCGAGAGGAUCGCCCUGACGAAUAAGAUCAGGGUGAUCUUUGAAGUGGACAGCCUUGCCCACGCCAGUCCUGCCACUGUCAGCCGGUGUGCGAUGGUUUAUAUGGACCCUGUUGAUCUGGGAUGGGAGCCUUACGUUACGUCAUGGCUCGCGAAAACGUCUAAAAUUAUGAGCCCAUCAGGAGUGGAAUGUCUUGAGUUCUUGAUUAAUAACAGUGUCAAAGAUGGACUGCAGUUUAUAAAGAACCAUCAGAAAUUUCAGCCAUUUCCUGUCCAGAACAUCACCAUCGUUACAACGCUCUGCAGAAUUCUUGACGCCUUCUUUGAAUUCAUGAGCAAAAAUGGAGGCUUUGGACAAGGUGAAGAUGUGAAGGCGGUUUCAUCUAAGAGAAGUUCUCUGCAUUUAAAAGUUCCUGUCAAGUUCAAGAACGUGGACAAGAGUAAUGAAAGUCCGUGGUAUCUGGAGAAAUAUCCCGACAAGUUAACGACGAUGAUUCAGAAGCUUUUCGUGUUUGCAUUUACCUGGGCAUUUGGAGGCACUUUGAAACGUGAAGAUGAGCAUGAAGAUGAUAUGCUCAUGUACCCAAAUUUUGAACCUGCUUCUCUUGCGAAAGUCACCUAUGAUUUUGACAAUCUUGUCCACGAAUUAUUUGAAAGACCAGAAAUAGGCCUUACCCUCCCAACUGGCGAGACGUCCAUCUUUGGGUAUUUCGUGGAUCUGCAGCAAUGCGAGUUCAUUCGGUGGUCAGAAUUGCUUCCGAAUGUUCAGACACUGAUUCAGAGAGGGACGUCCAGACUGGUGGACCCGCAGGGCCACGGCGAGAGCAUCCUGAAGAUCACGGAAUUCGGGGAGAGCGUGAAUCACACCGCCACCCGAGACACCUCGUGCCUGACCUUCCUCGCCAGCCUCCUCUUGAAGAACUUCUGCCCUGUCCUUCUCACAGGAGAGUUUGGUGUUGGAAAAACCAGUGCCAUCAGUCGGAUGCUUACAAAGCUAGAGAGCUCAGGAGGAUUCCAUGUGAAACCAGGGUCAAUUUUAGGAGAAGUCCUAUUAUAUAACGAGAUUAAAAAGUCAAGCCUGAGGCAGAACAUCAGUGCCCUGCUCUCCGAUUCCCACAAGACGGAGGCCGGGAGCCAAGAUACGAUUGCCAAGACGCCGGAGAAGGUGGACGAAGGCUCGUUUAAAAACAACCUCAGAGGCGUCAUCACCUCCACCAUCAACUUCGGCGUCAGGACGACGGCCGCCAGGACCAGGGAGCUGGUCCUGAAGAAGUUAAGACGGAGAAACAAGGACACGCUCGGAGCCCCCAAAAACAACAAGAUUGUAGUAUUCAUUGAUGACCUGAAUAUGCCAGAAGCGGAUAAGUACGGGGCACAGCCACCCCUGGAAUUAAUCAGACAAUUGCUGGAGCUGGGAGGAGUUUAUGACACUGAAAAAAUUGCGUGGAAGAGCAUCCAGGACCUCUCGCUGGUGGCGGCCUGCAUCCCCCCGGCGGGCCGGGGCGACGUCAGCCCGCGGGUCCUCAGGCACUUCGCCGUCCUGGUGCUGCCCCAUCCUCCGCAGAGCGCCCUGCUCACCAUCUUCCAGGUUCAUCUGGGAAUGUACUUCUCCAUCCAUAACUUCAUGCCUGACGUCCAGAGGAACAAGGACCAGCUCAUCUCUUGCUCUCUCGCCAUCUACUACCAAGUGUGCCAGAACAUGCUGACCACGCCGUCCAAGUGUCACUACAUGUUUAAUCUCCGGGACAUCUUCAAGCUCCUCCUGGGGCUGCUGCAGGCCGACAAGGCCGUCGUCGACUCCAAGGAGAUGGCCGCCCUGUUCUUCGCCCACGAGGCCGCGCGGGUGUUCCACGACCGCCUCAUCGAGCCCGCGGAGCGGGAGCUGUUCUACCAGCUCCUCGCCAGGGAGCUGGAGAGCCACUUCCAGGUGCAGUGGACCAAGGAGUCCAUGAUGAGCGACUCCACCGUGUUCGUGGACUUCCUGCGGGUCAACAAGACGCUGCGGAAGAAGCUGUACCAGAACACCAACGACUUCGCCAAGCUGGCCCGCGUGCUCGGCGCCUUCCAGGCCCGGAUCCGGGCCACCUCGGAGAUCUCCCACUCGCUGGUGUUCUUCAAGGAAGCCAUAGAGCACAUUGUGCGGGCUGCGCGGGUCCUCCGCCAGUCAGGGACCCACAUGCUACUGAUCGGCAUCGACGGCUGUGGGAAAGAGACGUGCACGACCUUGGCCUGCCACCUGACGGACCACAAGCUCUACCACGUGCCCGUGUCCCACAGCUACACCUCCAUGGAGUUCAAGGAGGACUGCAAGAAGGUGUUUGUCCAGGCCGGACUGGAAGGGACGCCCACCGCACUGCUGAUGGUUAACUUAAGCCUCGACCAGGAGGCGCUGCUGGAGGACCUGAACAGCAUCGUCAACCUGGGCGAAGUCCCCGAUGUCUUUGAGAAGGACGAGCUGGACGCCCUGGCCCUGCGGAUCCGCUCACUGGCCGAGCAGACGGGCUACGCGGACACCCGGCAGGCCGUGCUGUCCUUCUUCCAGAAGAGGAUACGGAGGAGCCUGCACAUCUUCAUGAUCGUGAGCCCCGCGGGGCCCCAGUUCCGCCGGUUCUGCCGCGUGUACGCCUCCAUGAUCAGCUCCUGCACCAUCGACUGGUACGAGCGGUGGCCGGAGGAGGCGCUGCUGCUGGUCGCCAACUCUUUCCUGAGGAAAAACGUGGAUUUAGAGAACAGAGAGAACUUGAAGGAAAGACUUGCCCCCUUGUGUGUCCAAAUCCACCGGAGUGUGAAAGACUUGAGCACAAAAUACUUCCAGGAAACCAGGAGGCGCUAUUUUGUCACUCCCCGGAGCUACCUGCGAUUCAUGGACACCUUCGGGCACAUGCUGAGGUCCCGCGAGAAGGAACUGCAAACCAAGAGGGAUCGCUUCUACAUGGGUCUGUCCAAGAUCCUGGAGGCCACGGCUCUGGUCAAGGACAUGCAGGAGGAGCUCCUGGUCCUCAGCCCUCAGAUAGAACAGAAGACCAAGGAAAAAGAAAUGUUAAUGGAAAAACUACAGAAGGAUUCACAAGUGGUUGAGAAAGUCCAGAUGCUCGUGAAGCAGGAUGAGGAAAUCAUGGAAGAGGAAGUGAGGAUUGUGGAAGAGCAUGCUCAUACAACAGCCCACGAACUGAAGAGCGUGAUGCCGGCUCUGGACAAGGCCGUCCUGGCUCUCAACACCCUGGACAAGACCGACAUCUCUGAGCUGAGGGUGUACGCGCGCCCCCCGUACCUGGUCCUCACGGUCAUGAACGCGGUGUGCACCCUCCUGCAGAAGAAGCCCAACUGGGCCACGGCCAAGCUGCUGCUGUCGGAGACCGGCUUCCUGAAGAAGCUGGUGCAGCUCGACAAGGACCGGCUGCCCGAGAAGGUCUUCGUGAAGCUGAAAAAAUUCCUGGUCUUGCCCGACUUCAACCCCAAAAAGAUCGCCCUCGUGUCGCUGGCCUGCUGCUCCAUGUGCGAGUGGAUCAUCGCGCUCAGCAACUACCACGACGUGAAGAAGGUGGUGGGCCCCAAGCAGGUCCAGGUGGCUGAGGCCCAGAACAUUCUGAGAAUCGCGCGGCAGAGGCUGGCGGAAAAGCAGAGAGGUUUGCAGCUGGUUGAAGACCAUCUGCAGUUUUUGCAGGCGGCCUACAGAGACAUCGUUGCCGAGAAAGACGUGCUGGCAGCUCGAAGACAGCUGGCCACCAGGCGCAUGUACUGUGCGUCCGUGUUGCUCACCGCCCUGGGCGACGAGAAGAUCCGAUGGCAGGAAACGAUCGAUCAGAUAGACAGCAAGCUGGAGGGCAUUGUGGGGGACAUGCUGAUGUCGGCCGCGUGCAUCGUCUACAGCGGGGUGCUGACUCCGGAGUUCCGCCAGCUGAUCGUGAACGAAUGGGAGAAACUGUGCGCCAAAAGCAGCAUUUCUCUGUCUUCCAAGUUUUCUUUAAUCGAGGUCAUGGCACAAACCCAGCAGAUCCGCCGCUGGCACCAGCAGGGCCUGCCUCUCGGCAGGUAUCUAACGGAAAACGCCGUCCUGAUCCAGAACGGCCUGUCGUGGCCUCUGCUGAUUGACCCCUACAGGCAAGCGUACGGCUGGAUCCGCCAGAUGGAGGGGCCGGGCCUGCAGGAGUUCUCCUUCAGGGACAGCGGCUACAUCAAGAAAAUCGAAAACGCCAUCAAGACGGGAGGGAGCGUCCUCCUGCAGAACCUGCCUGAAACCUUGUCUCCAAGUCUGAAGGCGAUUUUGAAGAAGGACAUCUAUCAGCGGAGAGGACAGUCUUUCAUCCGCGUCAGCGAUUAUGACAUUGAAUACAACUCCAAGUUCAGGCUGUACAUAUCCACAGAGAUAGACAACCCCGACUUCCCUCCCACCGUCUACAACUUCGUCAACGUCAUCAACUUCACGGUCACCUUCCAAGGCCUGCAGGAUCAGCUCUUGUCCACCAUCGUCACCCACGAGGUGCCUCACCUGGAAAACCAGCGCUUCCAGCUGCUGGAGAGCAUCUCCCUGGACGCCACGACUCUGGAGGAGCUGGAGGAGAAGACGCUCAACCUGCUGGAGAACACACAAGGGUGUGUGCUGGAUAACGAGGAGAUCAUAGACACCCUGAGAAAAUCCAAGAUCACCUCCAACGAGAUCUCCCAGCGCAUCAGCGAGACGGAGAAGGCGGAGAGCGAGAUCCAGGCAAACCGGGAGAGCUACCUCCCGGUCGCCACCCGCGGCGCCCUACUCUACUUCGUGGUGGCCAGCCUCCCCCGGGUCAACCACCUGUACCAGUUCUCCCUGGACUGGUUCCGCCAGGUCUUCCUCUCCUCGGCGGUCUCCAGGGGCAAGGAGCAGGAGGAGCCCGGGUCCAGGGAGCACGCAAGCCCCUCCAGGGAGCACGUCAGCCCCUCCCGGGAGCACAAGCUCAAGCUGGAGAGGCGCCCCCUGGAGAGGCGCCUGCGGGGCGCGGUGGACGCGCUGACCACGAGCGUAUUUAAGGUGGUGACCGCGGCCCUCUUCAACAAGCACAAGCUCUGCUUCUCCUUCCUGCUCUGCACCGCCAUCAUGAAGCACAGCGCCCGCGACAGCCACCCCGUGGACGCCAUCGGCUCCCUCCCCGGGGAGGAGUGGACCAUCUUCCUCUACUCGAGCACCCUGGCCAACACCGAGGGCGUCAUGCCCAUGCCCCGACUCAACAGCCUGUACGAGACGUGCAGGAGGCGGCACCUGCAGUGGGUCUCCCACCCGCGGUGGAAGCAGUGCCUGUACCUCAGCGGGCGGCUGGAAGCCUUCUCUCUCCUGUGCCGGUCCCUGCUGUCCAACGUGGCUCAGUGGAGCGCGUUCCAAGACAGCCAGGCGCUGUACGUCCUGCUGGCCACGCCUUUCUACCCCGAGCCGGAGGACAGCGAGAGGUCCCCGGAGGAAACUGAAUUUCUGAAUGAACACGAAGAGUUACGGAGUCCCGUCAAUUUUCCCUGGGAGAAACUCACCCCAUUUCAAAGGCUCAUUCUGAUAAAAGUCCUCAGGCCGGAGCGUCUGAAGAACUCGGUGAGGAAGUUUGUCACUGAGAAGAUAGGAAGCAAAUACAUCCACAGAACCGGAAUCAACCUGAGGGAGUCCUACAAGGACUCCUGCGCCUGCGCCCCGGUGAUGCUGAUCCACGCGCGAGGGGUGGACGUCACCAACACGCUCCUGAAGUUCGCCCAGGACUCCAGAGGAACCACGGAGCACGUGACCAUGCUGUCGCUGGGCCAGGGCCGGGCGGCCAAAGCCGAGGCCCUCGUCGCCGAGGCCCUCGCCAAAGACGGGCAGUGGGUCUUCCUGCAGAACUGUCACCUCGCCGCCUCCUUCAUGCCCCGGCUGUGCACCAUCGUGGACUCACUUAACGACCCAGCUGUGACCAGAGACCCUGAGUUUCGGCUGUGGUUAAGCUCAGAAUCAGACAGUUCUUUACCAGUCCCCCUUCUUCAGAAGAGCUUGAAGGUCGCCGUGGAGAAGCCCAUGGGGCUGAAGAGCAGCCUGCUGAAGGCGCUGGGCCAGGACGGCAGCGGCGAGGUGACGGAGGAGGGCUUCGAGCGCACCGACUGUGGGCCCUGCUGGAAGAAGCUGCUCUUCAGCCUGUGCUUCUUCCACGCCCUCAUCAGCGAGAGGAGGAAGUACGGCGUCCUGGGCUGGAACGUCGACUACGAGUUCAGUCCGUCCGACUUCGAGGUGGCGGUGAGGGUGCUGGAGAGCGCGCUGAGCGGCCAGCAGGCCGUGCCGUGGCCCAAGCUGCGCUACCUGCUGGGGGAGGUGGUGUACGGCGGCCAGGUGACCGACCCCUGGGACCAGCGCUGCCUGCGCACUCUGCUGCUGCGCUUCUGCAACGCCGACGUGCUGCGGCCCGGCUUCAGCUGCCUCGGCGCCGAGGUGAGGCUGUGCCUGCCGGAGCCGGCCAGCCUGCGGGCCUACCGCCGCGCGGUGCAGGCGCUGCCGGACGACGAGCCGGCCGAGCUGCUGGGGCUGCACCCCGAGGCCGCGCGGGGCUGCCGGCAGGCGCAGGCGCAGGCCUUCCUGGACCACCUGGUGGCGCUGCAGGCCAAGGCCGCCCCGCCCAGCCUCACCGUCAGCCGGGAGCCCAGCAGUGACGAGCUGGUGCUGGAGACGCUGGCGGACGUGCAGAAGCGGCUGCCGCUGACGGUGGAGAAGGAGGAGGUCUCUGGCGCACAGAACACCCUGCGCAGCAUCAUGGCGGGCACCGUGUGGGACGCGCUGCACACCAGCCUGCCAGGCUACGACCCCAUCACCCACUGCGUCCUGCUGACCUUCCUGAAGCAAGAAAUCGAACUCUUCAACCAGCUGCUGCUCGUCAUACACGAGUCCCUGAGGGACCUCCGGCUGGCCAUCAAGGGGGAGAUCGUGCUGGGGCAGGAGCUGGAGGAGACGUACAACGCCUUCCUCACGGGGCGCGUCCCCGAGCUGUGGCAGAAACACGCCUACAGGUCCUGCAAGCCCCUGGCCUCCUGGGUCAACAACCUCAUCCAGCGGCUGAACUUCUUCAACACCUGGGCCAAGAUGGCCUACACCACCAUCUACCGCCGGUACAUGCGGUUCAUCUUGGCUGGGAAGCAGCCCGACUCCACACACCCGACGGAGGAGAAGAGCAGCCACUUGGAAGGGUUUCCUGCAAGAUACUGGCUCCCCGCUUUCUUCUUCCCACAAGCCUUCCUCAUGGCUGUGCUGCAGGACUACGGACGGGCCCACGGGAUCUCCACCGACGGCCUCACCUUCACCCACCAGGUGAUCCCCGACACCACGGGCACCAAGGAGGAGGAGUUCUCCAUCAUGAUCCAGAGGAAGCUCAACCUCGUCAGGAGAGCCUUCAAGGGCACCGGCUCCACGCACACCGGGGCGCACGUCUUUGGAUUGUUCAUCGAGGGGGCAAGGUGGAAUCACGAAGCGAAAAUCCUGGAAGACUCGCUGCCUCGCGAGAUCUGCUGCGAGUUCCCGGAAAUCUACUUCUUGCCAACCAAGGUUCCCCCGGAGACGCCGGACGCCCCCGAGCUGCCCAGGCAGCCGGAGGCCGGGACGUUCGAGUGCCCGCUGUACCAGACACCGCAGAGGUGCUCCGCGCCCGGCGCCGGCGCCCCCUCCAACUUCCUGACCGCCGUGUGCCUGCCCACACGGAGGCCGCCCGGCCACUGGAUCGCCAUGCAGGUCGCCUUGCUGUGUGAGAAGAGUGAGUAAUA